Molecule: messenger RNA, 1035 nt
Organism: Carassius carassius (crucian carp)
Lineage: Eukaryota; Metazoa; Chordata; Actinopteri; Cypriniformes; Cyprinidae
Product: chemokine XC receptor 1-like
Exons: 1
Coding region: 1-1035 (344 amino acids)
Biological process (GO): immune response; chemotaxis; G protein-coupled receptor signaling pathway
Cellular component (GO): membrane
Molecular function (GO): chemokine receptor activity
Source: RefSeq, a predicted model, not a curated record
AUGACACCCCAAUCAGUGACUGAAAAUCUGUAUGAAACAUCUGGCAUGUAUUACUGUUACUAUCCUUUUGACAUUUGUAUCGAGACAAAUGUUAUCCAGUUUGGGAAAGCCAUCACCCCAGUCAUUUUCCUCAUCGUCGUUCCGUUCAGCUGUGUGGGAAACACAUUGGUUUUGUGGGUCCUUGUGAAGUAUGAAAAUCUGAAAUCCCUCACCAACACGCUUCUGUUAAAUCUGGCUCUCUCUGAUCUCAUUUUCACCUUUGGCCUGCCCUUCUGGGCCCACUACUACAUGUAUGGCUGGACUCUUGGAGAUCCUGCUUGCAAAGCAGUUAACUUUGUGUUCUACACGGGAUAUUACAGCAGCAGCAUCUUCCUGACGGUUCUGACUGUCCACUGCUACAUGGCCGUGGUUCAUCCCUUGUCGGUGGUCAUGUCUAGAAAUGGCCUGCACUGCUACACCACAUCAGUUGUCAUCUGGAUCAUCAGUCUCUGUGCUGCCAUCCCACAAGCCAGGUCCAACAUGGUUGUAAAUGACCACCUUGGUGAAUUAAUGCUCUGUGAUUUUGCUGGUGAAAUUAAUUGGAUAUUGGCAAGUACAUACUUGCAAAAUUCUUUUUUCGUUAUCGCUUUUGUGAUCAUUGCUUUUUGCUAUGCUGUGAUCUUGGGACGGCUACUUCGACCAACAUCUCACACUCGUAGAAAGACAGUGCAGCUCAUCCUCUUCAUAGUGGUAUUUUUUUUCUUGGGAUGGGGGCCAUACAACAUGGCCAUAUUUCUGGACUCUCUGAUUUCAUGGAAUAUCUCUCCUUUUAGUGAUUGUGAGCUGAGUAAAUCUAUUUACUAUUGGAAGCACAUCUCUCAGAUGGUGGCUUUCUCCCACUGCUGCCUGAAUCCUGUGUUUUAUGUUUUUAUGGGGACAAAAUUCAGAAACCGCUUGAAGAAAAUCUUACCUAUUUUCUGUAAGAACAACACAGAGGUUCAGAAUCGAUACAGCAUGCUUGAUUUCUCCAACGGUGAAGAAAUAUCUAUGUUUUAG